UCUUAUUGUCGGAGUAAUGAGUUCUUGCAUGUGAUUUGGGAACAGGCAGGUUGUAAAGUGAAUGUGUCCUUUGCAGAUAGCCGGGCUCUGGCUGUUGGGGGGAUGGGUGCUGACCUCCUUCCUCGCAGCAUCCUGCAGCAGUAUGAUCUCCGCAAGGAUGUGUGGGCGCUACUUCCUCCCAUGCCCACUCCACGUUAUGAUGCCAACACACAUCUGCUCGGCAACAAACUCUACGUUGCUGGGGGUCGACAGUGUAAGAGACCAGUGAAGGCUUUUGAGGUGUAUGACACAGAAUCACGUUCCUGGACUUCAUUACCCAUCCUGCCCUGUAAGCGCACAUACGGGGGUGUCAUAUGGGACUCCGCUGGAAGGCUGUGUCUCCUGGGAGGUCUGCGACAGGGCGGAGGACACCAAAGCUCCAAGUUCACCAAGAACGUUAACAUCUUUGACACCAAUCAAGGCACCUGGCUGAAAUCGGAAGAGACGGUGACUUUGAAAACAAAGAGAGCAGACUUUGCUGCCGCCUUCCUGCGUGGUCGCAUGGUGGUUGCAGGAGGACUCGGCCACCAGCCUUCAGCUUUGGACACAGCAGAGUCUUUCCAUCCCCAGAAAAAGAAGUGGGAGAGGUUGGCUCCAAUGAACUUCCCCAGAUGCUCCGCCUCCUCCAUUGUCAUUAGAGACCGCCUCCUAGUGGUGGGAGGUGUCAACCAGGUUCCCAGCUCGGCCCAUGAGAUCCUCUACGUCAAAGAAGAAGAGUAUCUGUAGCCUGCAGCGACAGAGACCAGAUGAUUGUUGCAGAUCACUGAUUCCACUUCCUCCUGUCUGAUGGCUCGUCUGAAUCUACUGUAGUUUUGUAAAAGCAGUCCAAUAAACACAGUUAGGGUGGUGGGGACUCCAGUUAUCACAUGCAAUGUUACAGGUCACACUGCCCCCUGCUGGGCGUAGCCAAGCUUCACUUUAGCACACCUUACACUGGGAAGCCAAGGAGUCAGUCCAUGGUGGAGGCUUGUUUUGUGACAUAUUUGCUGUGAUUAGCUUUGAUUCACAAAAUGUUUCAUUCAAGGAGCCAACAGAAAACUGUGUGUGUGAGUGUGUGUGUGUGUGUGUGUGUGUGUGCGUGUGUGCAGGAGGUGGAAACGUGUUAAAUAUCAGACAGAUGACUUCCAGGACGAUUGUUCUCUCACAGCAAUAUGACUAGUGAUGAUUCAGCGCUUUCUUUGUUCUUGUAGUUUUUUUUACUUCUUCAGCACUAGACUGUUUCCUGUACUGUGGGACUAACCUUCCUUUUUCUAAAACGUGAGUAAUCCUGUUCUGUGUUUUUGAGUCAUGACUCCAUUACCAGUUAUUUGACACUGUAGUGCUCCUCACCGCCACCAGAUGGCAGCAAUAAUACAUCAGUCUUCCCUCACAUAUUCAGACCAUGAGGGGGACCAGAUGCAAAAGGACAACCUGUGAGACAAAAGGUGUUCAUGAAGGACAAUGCUGGACAUGUCCCUCCCUAUACAUAUACACAUUUAUUUUAUAAAGGCUGGGGGCAUGCUGACUAAGAUUUUAAAAGUUGGAGAUGAUCUGUUAUUUCUGUAAGCAGCUCUGCUUACUGCUCUGUAACGGAAUCUGACCAGAUCAUUCAGAUUUCACUCAGCAUUUCUGGUCUUAUUGUAAUUAUGUUUUCACUGUAAAUCUAGAUAAACAUCUGCAAAACAAAA
Messenger RNA from Nothobranchius furzeri (turquoise killifish), 1706 nucleotides. Lineage: Eukaryota; Metazoa; Chordata; Actinopteri; Cyprinodontiformes; Nothobranchiidae. The record is from RefSeq and is a predicted model, not a curated record.